AUGUGUUAUCGUAGAGGGAAACAUAAAAGCCAAACACCCAGUGUGGCACAGCAACACGACAAACACAGCUGGAUUAAGUCUAUUCAACCAUAUCCCGUAACCCCAACUCACUUCCCUGACAGCCAUAACCAUAGACCAGAUGUUCUAGAUGAAGCUCUAAUGAGAAUUGCAAACAUGCAAUUCGAUAUAGAAAACCUGAAUGAACUAUCAUCAGAUCACAACUUUAUACUACUAAAUGUAUACAACCAAUCAUUUCCUCAAACAUUUAAAACAAAAACACUGAUAAAUUAG
Macrosiphum euphorbiae (potato aphid) is the source of this 291-nucleotide messenger RNA. NCBI's taxonomy places the organism in Eukaryota, Metazoa, Arthropoda, Insecta, Hemiptera, Aphididae. The record is from the annotation of a GenBank genome assembly.